Messenger RNA from Eupeodes corollae, 1231 nucleotides. It is a transcript of the gene Tap42, whose product is annotated as immunoglobulin-binding protein 1. Lineage: Eukaryota; Metazoa; Arthropoda; Insecta; Diptera; Syrphidae. Gene Ontology annotation, biological process: regulation of dephosphorylation; regulation of signal transduction. The record is from RefSeq and is a predicted model, not a curated record. Gene Ontology annotation, cellular component: cytosol. The transcript has 3 exons. Bases 95 to 1150 code for a protein of 351 amino acids. Gene Ontology annotation, molecular function: protein phosphatase 2A binding.
AUUCCUUCUGUCAGCGGUAAAUUUUCAUCGUUCGCAAUUCAUAUACCCGAUCAUAGAAGCCAGAAAUUUCGCAAAAAUAAAUUAAAUAAAAACAAUGGCAGAAUCUACAAAUUCCGAAGAUAAAAAACUCCAUGAAAUAUUUCUAAACGGUUGGGAUCUUUAUGAAGAACUGGAAAAAACAACUUUACCAUUUUCAAGCGAGAAAUAUCAACGAAAAGUAAAGGAUUCAAUUGGAUCCUUCGAGGAAAGUACAAAGAUUGUCAACCACAUAGCGAUGUUUAGUCCAAAUGAGCUAAUCGAUGAAGUUCCAACCGAACAUCUGCAAUAUCUCCUGCUUCCGUUUUUCUUGGCAAAACUAUCAACAAAAUUAGUUGAUUCCGAUCGAGGUAGACUUCUUGAUUUGGCUGAAAUCUACUAUAAUGAUUUUCUACAGCGAUGCUCUGAAUAUGAACUCACAGAAGCACCCAAAAAAGUCGAGGGUAAUGGUACGGUGGCUGAGAGCAAUGGCAAUAAUAGACAGGAUGAGUUGGCAAGUCUAAUGCGAGCUGCUCAUUCUAGAAAUGAUAAGAUUGCACAAUUUCGCAAGAAAAAGGAACUCGACGAACAAAUCAAGCUGCUCCACCAUGCCGUACGCAAUGAAUCUAUCGAUGAUGAAGUUAAACGUGAUUUCUUUAUUAAAUUCAUCAAUCGCAGCAUAAUCGAAUCUAACGAGGAAUUAGACAGCUUAAAGCUGGAAAAGCAAAUGGUACAAAUGCGAGCAUCACAAAUUUCAAGCGAGCCAUCUAAGAAAACUAAAGUGAAAGCUCCUCCCCGACCACCAAUGAAGCCUUUCAUCAUUACUCGGGAUAAUACGCAAAAGGCAGUCUUCGGAAUGGGUUACCCCAGUUUGCCAGUAAUGACUGUGGGUGAGUUCUACCAUCAGCGUGUUCAUGAGGGCAUCUUUCCCAACGAGGAACAAGUUCAAGAGAUGAACAAACAACAGCACCUGGCCAGGACCGCCAACCCAGAGGAGAAGGAAGACGAGGAAAAGGCAGUGAAUGAAGUUCUCGAGGAGAACGACGAUGAAGAGUAUUUACAGCGACAGCGCGGCAUGGAUGAGUACAAGGAUGUUGUGCGAAGAGGCGAUGGCAAUCGCCACAAUCGUAGUUAGACUUAAAAAUUGUAUGUUUAUUUCUUUUUAAUAUCCAUCGUAUAUUUAAUAAAAUUAUUAAUAUUUGUAUAACAAAAACAA